AUGCCUAACCGAAAACCUUUAGAAUUCCACAACAGCAUCAAGUUUACAAGGAAAGACAAUUCCAACUCCAUUCUUGCGUCUACCAUUACCGAUUGUAAUAUUCUCACGAAUAUUGAUGUUGAAGGGUUAUCACAUGAUGUGAUCAAAAAGAGCAAUGUUCUCAAAUUUGAGAUCACUUUAGAGUGCAAGUCCAAAACCUUUGUUUACAAACCCAAUCGAUACUAUUGCUUAAUUGAAUUGUAUGAUCCUAAAAACAAUACUCUAUUAUGUACUCAAGAAGGUAAUUCACUUCUCUCAAAAGAGACCAUGUCCACUCUCUACAAGAUUAAUGAUCAAUGUUAUGGCUCUCAACUCAAAGUGAAUAUCGAGAAGGUGAAUCGAGGGACAAGAGCAAUAUUUAAAAUCUCACUCAUGGAUCGAGAACGUUCGAGCGUUGGUGUAUAUUGUUCGAGUAUUCUAUACGAUGAAAAGAUUGAAAUGAUGAAGAACUCAUCUUGUUGUGGUGGUGGUGAUGAUACAAGUAUAUAUUGUGAUAUUGAAUGGCAAAGUGGUUCCUUUCUCAUUCAAGAUCGAAAUUCUAAAAAGAGAAAACAGAAAUGCAAAGAUGCAAACAAUGGUCAUGACCAUUGUGAAUCCUCGAGUAGUGUCAGUGAGCAAGAUGUAGAGAUGAAUAAUAAUAGUGCUGGUGGUAUUGGUGUUGUUGGUGUUGAUGGUAGUGGUACGAGUGGUGGUACACAUGAGACUCAUCAUUGGUCUUCAUCAUUGUCCUCAGUAAUGCCAAAGAUUAAACAAGAAGAUAAGGAGGAUGAGGAGAAUCGUGUGCAACCUCCACUACUGGAUCAACCAGUGACCAACAAGAAGAAGAAGAAGAAGGACACAUCUAAUACUCCACUCACCAAGAAAAUCAAAACAGAGUCACAAUCAGUGUCCUCACAGAUCAAGACAGAGAAACAGGAUACAUGCAAGGUCAUGGAUCAAGACAUGAGUUUUUUACAUUUAUUAGAUCCUACAACUCAAGAUGGUGAAAAGGUGAAGAGUGUGGACAAUAAUAAGGAGAACAUUCCACUCUCUGAGUGUGACCUCAAUACUCCUCUGAAUGUUGAUCCUAAAGAUCCAUUACUAUUACCCAUGAUGAUGAUGAUGGAUCAAACCAUGCUCGACCAUCACCACCCAAUGAAUAUGUUUCACAUGAUGAUACCACCCUCUUCGUGUUACAACAAUCCUCUCCAUCCAACAUUCAAUGAUCUCAACAUGCACCAUUUGUUCUCAACACCAUUUCCUCAAACAUUGGAAACCACUCCUGCCACUACGAGUAAUCCUAUUAAUACUGGAUUCAACUUGUUGUAUCCCAUACCACCUCCAUUACUGCCCUACAAUGGUUGUGCCUCUACGACUGGAGCAUUACCUUUGUUUCAUUGUAAACCCAUGAGCAACAACAACAACCAAACUCCAAAGAAAAAGAAAACCAUCAAAUCCAGUGGGAACUUCAUUCACAAGCAGCAACAACAUGACUUUGAGAAUCAAUCCAAACACAUACCACCCACAUCAUUGUUAUGUACAUCACCCUUGUCAUCGAAUUUGAUAGAAGAAGAAUAUCAUAUGAAUGAAAAGCAAAACAUUCUCGAUGAAAGUGCAUCAAGUCCAACAGGGAAUAGUUUUCUAGAUUUUUCAUUUAAUGGUGGUGACAGUUGUAGCAGUUUACUUGCUUCAUUGGAUGGAGCACUUACACCUGCAACUUCAACCAAAUUUGAGAUCACCCAGAAUAGUGACAUUGCGAACUCUGGCAGUAUCUUUGAUUUCUCAAUAUAA
Messenger RNA from Naegleria lovaniensis, 1809 nucleotides. RefSeq lists its product as uncharacterized. The record is from RefSeq and is a predicted model, not a curated record. NCBI's taxonomy places the organism in Eukaryota, Heterolobosea, Eutetramitea, Acrasida, Naegleriidae. The transcript has a single exon. Bases 1 to 1809 code for a protein of 602 amino acids.